AUGAUGCGCCGCCUUUACCAGUGCCAGGACCAGUCGGAGCACCACAUGCUUUUGCUGGAGGACGACAUCAUCCCAACAGAGACUAGCGAUGCAUCUUCAUCCCCUGUGGACGAGUACCUCAUCCGCUGCUUCAAGCACGAAACGGCAAAGAUAAUUGCUGGAGUCAUGCUUACAUCGAUUUUAGUCACCUCCGUAGCCGCGCCCCUGACCUUUAUAUGGGGCGCCACAUGGAAGAGGUGGGAGCUUGUUCCUGGUGGCAUGAAAAUCCUGGUGACCGAUGUUAUGAUGGAUGUAGUUUUUCUGGUGACUUGCCUUCUUAGCCUGAACACCUCGUACAUGGACCCAAAAUAUCGCAUGGAGGUGGUAGAUAGACGGAAAAUCGUGAGACGCUACAUGGGCAGCAAGCUUUACAUAUGGAUGAUCUUCACAACAACUUGCCACUUCUGGACCUCGGCUGCGCAGGCCCCGAUGCUCAUCAACGUCGUCAAAACCACGCGCGUCUGGCAGUUCUUCGACCUGCCCGACGCCCUAAUCUGGUGGCGCGACCGGCGGCGCUAUCGCUUUGGCAGGUUGGUGCUGUUGUUGGUUGCUGGAGCGCACUGCGUGGCGUGCUUAUUGGCGUGGGGCACCGGAUACCGCGAGAUUGCCGAAGAGCAGGGUUACGACCAGUUCGAGACCAACUUCAACGGUGAGACCAUAUCUGGUUAUCAUUCGCUGUACUGGAUGGCACUGGUGGAGUCUGUGUUCCUUCUCACUGGAGGGCUGGACAACCCUGUCGGCGAUGGUAGCAUGCGUGACAGGAAUUUCGGAUCGCUGGUUUUUGUAACCAUCAUGGGGCCCGUGGGUUGUCUUAUUGUGGCGAUCGUCAUCUCUUUGGUUACCCGUGAGCAGACUUUGAAAUACGCGUUGGACAUGCACCACGAAGAGAAGAAAGCUUUCAUGAAACGCGCGAUGGACACUCUGAUGAUCCCGUCGAACCUGCAGCGGCGAGUCUUCAGCCUCCAUUACUUUCAGAGGAUGAGUCACGACAAGCUGGCUCUGAAGGAGCUGUUGAAGUCAGAGAACCUCAGCAAGCCGCUCGAGCUUUCCCUGAGGCUCUUCAUAUACCGCCGGGUCGUCAUGUCUGGGUUCUUCGACACGACGCAUCAGAAUUACAUUCUGGAGGUGGUACGGGUCCUCGAGGACCACAUCUAUAUCCCCGGUGACUACGUGUGCCGCAGGGGUGAGAUGGGCAACGAGAUGUUCUUCGUGAACCAGGGCGAGCUGGGCGUGCUCGUGCCUGGGCUCCCCGCCGGCAGCGAGGGUGUCCAGGACGUCGAGAACGCCAUCGCGGUCGGGACGAAGAAGUCUGGCGAGUAUUUCGGCGAGAUCGUGCUCAUCAAGCGCACCGCCCGCACCGCCUGGGUGCGCGCGAACGGGUACGUGGUGUGCGCCGUGCUCACUCGCGACAACGUCGAGAUGAUCUGGAAGUUCUUCCCGUGCGAACGAGAGAAGGUCGUGAAGUCCGUCACCGCGAUAGUAUGCAAGGACCGCUGGCGAGCAGUCCGCAACAAGGUCGGGGACAUGCGGUCGACGAUGGCGGGGGUGAAGAGGGCCAACACGCAGGAGAGGGGUGGCUUCGCCUCGGACCAGACGGAGGCCUUGUCGGCAGGCGCGGGCACCCCCGCUGCCGCCGGCGGAGCAGACCGCGCCGGAUUCGACGGCGUGGCCGGCGGCGCUGGCGGCACGGCCACGGGCGCAGGCGCGCCCACGCGGCUCAGCCUCAAUGUCAAGGAGGCGCUGGACGCCGAGAACAACGAGGCGGCGGCGGCGCUGGACUCGCCAGAGGAGCGGAGCGAGGGGCUACUUCGGAGGCGCGGCCUCUCCCCAGCAACGGGUGGCGCGUCCGCGGCCAUGCGCGGGCUGGCCUGCCUCGCCGCGGUGCUCCCCCAGGCGCUGUCGGAGGAGGCCUCGUCUGCUGCGUGGCCGGGCGCGCUGGAGUGGCCCGGGUUCCUCGGGGAGGCGGACGGCGAGACGGUGCCCGCCGCGGUGCUGAACGACCCCGCCUCCCCCUGCGGCCUGGCGCACCAGGCGGUCCUGCGCACCGUAGAGCGCGGGACCGAGGAGGCCGCGGCCGCGCUCGGCCUCUUCGUCGAGAGGGUGCCCCAGCUGCUGGAGGCGCUCGAGCUGCAGGGCUACGCCACGGACUCGGAGGGCGCCGUGACGCCCUACGCCGUGCUCUUCGGCGGCGCGGCGCAGACCCUGCGGCGGGCCCUGGAUGGGGCGCAGCUGCUGGGGCUGGUGGCCAUGGCCCGUAAGCGGUGCUUCUCCUCGGCCGCACGGCUGGCGCUGGGGCAGGGCCUGCUGCCCCUAAGCGACGCGCUGCGGCAGCAGCUGUCCACGAUGUGGUGGAUGUUCGACAUCGGGCAGUACUCCAACACGAACAGCCCCGCAAAGCACCUGGAGGCAGUGCUCAAGACGCUGAGGCACGUGGAGGCCAUGUUCGGGCACCUCGCGUCCGCGCUGCCUGGCGCCCUGGCCGACGACAGCCUCUUCUGGGGCCACGAGGCCCACGGCAUGUUCAUCAAUUCCACGGUGGUCUACCGGACGCUGUUCCCAGAGUCCGCCAUCGUCGACAAGGGCCUGCUCCGCAGGCUGCUGCGGAUCCUGCCCCCCGGCGCCUCCCUGGCGGACUUCGGCUCCCUGGACGGGCAAUACUCCAAAUGGCUGAACGACACGGGCUGGGUCACCGCCUUCGCCUUCGACGGCGUCGAGGGCGUCACGGAGCUCACGGGCGGCGCCGUCACCCAGGCCGACCUGGCCGAGGAGCUCGCGGUGCCGUGGCACCCUGGCCCGUUCGACUGGGUGCUGUGCCUGGAGGUCGCCGAGCACGUCCCACCAGAGCGCGAGCACGUCUUCCUCUCGAACCUGGCGCGCCAUGCUGGGCAGGGGCUCGUCCUGUCCUGGGCGCCGCCCGGCAUCGAGGGCGAGGGCCACGUGAACUGCCUGGAGCUCGAGGAGUCCCGCCGCCGCGUGGAGGCCCUGGGCCUGGUGCAGGACGAGGCGGCGACCGCCGAGCUCCGCGCGGCCUCCCAUGUGCCGUGGAUAUCGGCCUCCGUGGCCGUCUAUCGACGGCGCGGCGUGACGUGA
Molecule: messenger RNA, 3129 nt
Organism: Prorocentrum cordatum
Lineage: Eukaryota; Dinophyceae; Prorocentrales; Prorocentraceae
Source: the annotation of a GenBank genome assembly